GUGACUGAAUAAAAAUGAUGCCUGACAAAUCAAGCUAAUAAUAACUCAAAGUCACAACGAACAUCAACGAUUAGAAAGAAUUUUCAGCUAAAAUAAAUGGGACAUCAUCCACAAUUCGGAAAUCUUUAUUAUUUAAGGAACAUAAUUAGCUACAGACUAUCGCCGUACCAUUUAAAAUCAUAUCCCGCGCUCAAUGUAAAAAAAAUCAUUCGAAGAAUACGGGAGCAAAUUCCUUAUAUAGGGCCACCUUUUGCAACUUUGCUUUCCUUGAUGUAUAUUCUACCACAAGUGCAUGACAAAUUACAAAGGAAAGUGCCGGGACAAUUCGACAAUGAAGAAAUACCAGCUGAUGAAUGCAAGAAGGAGGAGAAAACGGAGGAAGUGAAGAAAGAAGAGGAGAAACCAGAAGAGUGCCCUCAAGAAGAGGAGAAAUCAGAAGAGUGCCCUCAAGAAGAGGAGCAAGAAAAAGAAGAAUGUGACUAAUAUUAUAUUAGACUGGCGUAUUAUACAUAAUAUAUUUUUAUUUAAAUAAGAUUGUUUUUUAUA
Messenger RNA from Phyllotreta striolata, 546 nucleotides. Lineage: Eukaryota; Metazoa; Arthropoda; Insecta; Coleoptera; Chrysomelidae. The record is from the annotation of a GenBank genome assembly.